AUGAUCGCCUCUUACGCCCGUUUGCUCACCUCUGUGUGUGCGCUGGCCAGCACCGCUGCGGCAUUGACCCCACUGGAGGUCAGCGGCAAGGACUUCGUGAACUCGGAGACUAAGGAUCGUUUCCAGAUUAUCGGUGUGGACUACCAACCCGGUGGUUCCUCUGGCUUCACCGCGAAGAAGGAUCCGCUGAGCGAUGCCGAUGUCUGUCUGCGUGAUGCUGCCCUCAUGCAGCGUCUGGGUAUCAACACCAUCCGUGUGUACAACUUGGAGCCUUCGCUCAACCACGACAAGUGUGCCUCUAUCUUCAACGCUGCCGGUAUCUACAUGAUCCUCGAUGUCAGCAACCCUCUGCAGGGUGGCUACCUCGACCGCAGCGCUCCUUGGACCACUUACAGCGCCAUUUACUACAAGCAGGUCUUUGGUAUCAUUGAGGGCUUCAAGAACUACGACAACCUGCUCGGUUUCUUUGCUGGAAACGAGGUCAUCAACGAGAAGGCUGUCUACUCUGCCCCCAAGUACAUCCGUGCUGUUGUCCGUGACAUGAAAGACUACAUCGCCAAGAACUCCAAGCGUGCCAUUCCCGUCGGUUACUCUGCCGCUGAUAUCCGCAACAUUCUCAUGGACACCAUCCACUACUUCGAGUGUGACCUCAAGAACUCGACCUCCUCCCGCGCUGACUUCUUCGGUCUCAACUCUUACUCCUGGUGCGGUGACGCGGACUUCAAGUCCAGCGGCUACAACGUCCUGACCGAGGACUUCACCAACGCUACUAUCCCCGUGUUCUUCUCCGAGUACGGCUGCAACGAAGUCAAGCCCCGUACCUUCACUGAGGUGCAGGCCAUCUACGGUGUCGAGAUGACUCAGGCCUUCUCCGGUGGUCUCGUUUACGAGUGGACCCAGGAGGAUAACGACUACGGCAUGGUCAAGAUCAACGACUCCAACACUCUCACCACUCUCGUCGACUUCGACAACUUCCAGAAGCAGGUCAACAAGCUCGACUUCGACCGUAUCACCUCCAGCAACUCUACCCAGGCUAACGUCAAGGCUGAGACCUGUGAGACCUCCCUCAUCACCCGCAAGUCUUUCUACAACGCCUGGGACCUGCCCGAGGUUCCCUCCAAGGUCUCCGACUACAUCAAGAACGGUCUUCCCAAUGCCCCCGUUGGAAAGCUGGUCUCUGUCUCCAGCACCACCAUCCCCCAGAAGGUGUACGACCACACCGGUAAGGAAAUCACUGGCGUUAAGUUCGAGGUGAAGUCCUCUUACAACACUCCCUCUGCUUCCAACACCUCUUCUUCUUCUUCCGACUCCGGUAGCUCCGGCACCUCGGACUCUUCCUCCAGCUCCUCCGGCUCUGCUACCGGCACCAACGCCGCCGGAUCCAACAGCGCCCCCUCCAUUGCCCUUGGUGGCCUUGGUGGUUUCUUCAUGCUUCUCGCAUCCCUCGUCUAA
Penicillium salamii is the source of this 1452-nucleotide messenger RNA. Lineage: Eukaryota; Fungi; Ascomycota; Eurotiomycetes; Eurotiales; Aspergillaceae. The record is from the annotation of a GenBank genome assembly.